AUGCGCGGAUUCCUGUCGAGUUUCAUGGCUGAUGUGGCGCUGGGCGUGGUAAUCGCUGCGAAUAUGGCAGUCAUGUUCUGUGAGCACCAGUGGUCCGGCUACGAGUGUGCAUUGGCCCUGGGGAAGCGGACAGACGACUUCGGCUGGGCAGAGGCCGAGCCAACUUUCGAGAUCUUGGAGAUGAUCUUUGUCUCGAUCUACCUGCUUGAUGUCAUCCUCCGCAUGAUCUUCCUGCCUCUGAGUCGCCUCAGGCAGCCCCUCAACUUUUUUGACACUGUCGUCGUCGUCGUUUGUGCCAUCGACGUCUACAUUCUAAGACCGGCAGGCGUCGCAGAUCUGGAAGCUCUCAUCAUUCUGCGCCUCAUCCGUGCAGCGCGGAUUCUUCGCGUGGUCCGAGUUCUAAAGUUUAUGAGACUGUUUCAUAACCUUCACGUCCUCAUCGAAACGCUGAGCAGCAUGCUCGUCGACCUUUUCUGGGGCUGCCUCCUCUUAACGACGAUCAUCGUGACUGCAGGCCUUUUUCUUGGCACCUUGGCCCAAAGCCACAUCCUGGACGACAGCCUGGACCCGAGGACCCGGGAGUUUCUGUACGCGCGAUUUGCCCAUGCCACCUCGGCUUCGUACUACCUCUUCGAGGCUGCCAUGACUUCGGCCUGGGUGACAUCAGCCGGGCCAAUGAUUUUCGACGUCAGCAGCCUCUUUGCGCUCUUCUGGGUGCCAUAUGUUGUUAUGGUGAACUUUGCAGUGACGCGCGUCAUUGCAGCCCUGUUCUUGAAGUCGACGCUAGAAGUCGCCGCGAGGGAGAAGGAGAAAGUUGCCAACGAGGCCAAAAAGAAGAAGGACAAGGUGGCCAAGCGCCUGAAGCACAUCUUCAAGCUGGCAGAUGGCAGUGGUGACGGGUGCGUGGCUUUGGAAGAUUUUCGGCGGAUGCUCGACGAGCCAGAUGUGCUCGAACACCUCGAGGAGAUGGAGCUUAACCACAACGAGAUGCGUGCGUUGGUGGACCUGCUCAGCGAGGGAGGCAAGCCAGUCCCUAUCUCGGACUUCCUGCAUGCGGCGCUGACCAUGAACGAUACGGCAAGAACGAUUCACAUGAUGCAGACGUCGAUCGACGUCGCGCGGAUUGAACGGGCUAUCCUACAGCUCGGUGCCAGGCAGAAUGCCCUGCUCAAAAAACUGAGCACAGCUUCUCUGGAGGCCACGGUUUCCGCCGUUUGA
Symbiodinium sp. CCMP2592 is the source of this 1218-nucleotide messenger RNA. The record is from the annotation of a GenBank genome assembly. NCBI's taxonomy places the organism in Eukaryota, Dinophyceae, Suessiales, Symbiodiniaceae.